CUUUUUACGGUCUGAGGGACAAUUUGCCAUGCCCCAGGAGUGUCUAUAUUUCAUAGAACCAGCAUAUUUAUUGAAUCCCUUGGAAAGAUUUAUAAACUCAAAUUUCUUUUAUCGAUUUUCGACUGUUUAUUUACGCAAUUUUAGGAUUCAAGCGAAGAAAAUAGAGCAUACUUCAUACAACCAGUAUACUUCUAUACUAGUAUACUUGUUGAAUCCUUUUGGAAAUAUCCAACAGAGACUGUUUAUCACUUUCGGCUGCAAUGAAUAACUGCCUCCAGUUUAAAUUAAUAAAAUAGACCCAAUUCUACCAGCCGAAGGAGCCAAUUUCAAUAUGGAAGAGGUGUCGUCUGAUGUGAACAGCUCCUCCAACAACUCCCCCAGCAUGCGUCCUCGAUUCCGAGGUCCCCGCAGGAUGGGAAUCAUGCAACCCAAAUGGACAGUACCCCACCAGUGGUGCAACAACAACCGCCCCAAUUCAUUCACAGAAGUGGUAAUGAUUCUGUCCAUUCAGACGAACUCAGAAUCAGCCGAUGAUUUGAGAAGAUAUGAUUGGCUGAAGAAGAAAGUGACGGAAACUGGUUUGGAUGUUAGGCUUGGCGACCACAAAGGCAAUGUAGCCUUUUUCAUAUCAGCCAAAUAUCAAGUGCUUCUUACUCAAUCAGAAGAAUGUCGCAUGAAGAAGCUGCUCAAAGGAGACUACGGGGGAGGCCUCAAUGAAGUACUGUUGGACCAAAUAGACUUUUUUCUAAAUGUAGAGGACGAAGACCUUUUCUUUCUCUCGCAAGAGAGACAGUUUCUGAUCCUGGACAUUCUGAAUGGGAUCAAGGCCUCAGAGGAAGAGGAGACUCCCUUCGACAACAUACACUUCCUAGAAGACCAGCCUAUCAUUGCUGUGCUGGAGGCGAUGGGAGUGGUGAGUCAGCUGUUCCCCCUGCACGAGAAAGAGGGAAUGCAGGACCUAGUGGAAAAGUGGAUACAUGUAUCUCACUGGAAACAACCAAUCGACAUGGUGAAAGACUACUUUGGGGUUGAGAUCGCCUUCUACUUUGCAUGGCUCGGAUACUACACCUGGUGGCUCACUAUCCCCGCCCUCAUUGGAUCUCUUCUCUGGUGGAUAUCAGCCGAUCAGUACCUGUCGGACUUGUUUGCCGUCCUAUUCUCAAUUCUCAAUGUAGUCUGGGUUACUCUAUUCUUGGAGUUCUGGAAGCGCAAGUCCAGUGCACUGGCAUACACUUGGGGAACCCUGGACAAUCAGUCUGAGAUGCUCCAGUACCCCAGGGCCCUUUUCAAGGGUACACGUCAGUACAAUGACAUCACUAGUAGAUAUGAGUUGUUCUAUCCCAACUGGAAGCGCCUCCUGUUCAUCGCCUUCGUCACCAUCCCCACCCUCGGACUCAGUCUAGUAGUCGUGUUCGGAUCCAUGUUCGUCACUUUCGAGCUGCAGAACUGGAUGGACAAAAACAGUGAGUGGGGAGUGAUGAGGAUGUUGCCUAAAAUACUCCUGUCUGUGCUCGUGUUCCUCUCGGGCGACUUCUACCAGAAAACAGUUAUAUUCCUAAACGACAAAGAGAACUACAGAAGCGAGCAGCAUCACAGGAAUGGACUCAUUGUCAAACUGGGAAUAUUCCACUUCACGAACAACUUCUUCUCCCUCUUCUACAUUGCCUUCUACCUCAGAGACAUGACCAGACUCAAAGAGUUCCUCGCAGCCCUGUUGAUAACUCGACAACUAGUCGGCAACUUCAAAGAAGUGUUCGUUCCUUUCUUCAUGAACCAGUUCAAAACCGAGAAGCUGUCCCGAUCAGUUGUCAUGGCCCAGGAAAACAAAACACUGGCAAUGAAACGAGAUCCUCCGUCUGAAUCACUAGAAAAUCUUCACUCGUACGUGCUCGGAACAUCCGAAGCCACAGAGGAAUCGCAAUCCAAAAACGACAAUUGUACCACGAGGUCUGCGACUAGGGCCACACUGCCUGAAAUUGCUGAACAAAAUUCUGGCGAAUCAGAAAGCAGUGAAAAAAUUAAUCCGAAUGCAAGUUCAGCUGAUGAACACGUGAAGAAGUUCAAGUCUGUGAUGAAAGGGGCAAUGGAUGACGCGGCAGGAACGUUUACACGGAUGCUCAGUGCUGCUCAUAUUAGACCGCGAAAGGUCCCAGAGGAUGGUAUUUCGAAAGACUCAUUUCUGACCCAAGCAGCGAUCGAAAGUGAAAUGUCAACAUACGCGGACUUGUUCGACGACUACCUGGAAAUGUUCAUCCAACUGGGCUACGUCGUCUUUUUUUCCUCCCUCUUCCCCCUGGCCGCUCUCUGCUCCCUCGUGAACAACAUCUUCGAGAUCAGAGUGGACGCUUUUAAACUCACCCACGCGUACAGACGCCCAUUCGCCAAAACAGCAUCCGGCAUAGGAGUAUGGCAGAACAUGAUGGACGUGAUGGGUGCGAUUGCAGUGAUGGUCAACUGUGGCCUCCUGGUCUCCUCGGGACAACUGCAGCGUCUCCUUCCCAGUCUGUCUCAGACCGAAAUUGUGGUGAUAGCGGUGGUGUUGGAGCACAUAGCUCUGGGUCUGAAGUGGUUCAUCUCCAGACUGAUCCCAGACAUUCCCCAGUGGGUGGAGGCGGAGAUGGCCAAGGUCCAGUUCAAACGAAUACAGGCACUCAGGGAUCUGGAAACACUAGCUUCGCGUGGCAACAUGACGUAUCCUCAAUCAACCAGUAGCUCCAAAGGACACAACGCAGGCAACUUAGAGACGGCAGCUCUGAAAUCAGUCGAAAAGUAUCUGAAUCAAGACUGAAAACGGUUUCAGGACCAGUUGCCAACUUAAGAUCGGCGAGUGUAAAUUCAUGAGCCGGUGAAAGAGGAUGGGUCCAAAAUCAAGAAUAAUAAAAACGAUUAGACCAGAACCGAUUGACAAAAAGUAUAAAUAACAACAGGGACUACUGUAUUAAAUUAAAAUUUUUAUUAAUUAUGUUUAGUUAUUGAUUAGGCUUUUUUAUGUUAACCAAGAAUAAAUUGAAAAAAAAGAACUUGAUUUCUUUGUACAUUCCUAUUAAAAUCAAGUUUUGUAGAAUAUGAAUAAAUAAAUUUUUGUUGAUGUAAUUUUGUGAAUGAUCGACAUGAAUUUUUACUUUUUAUAUCGU
This is a messenger RNA of Symsagittifera roscoffensis, 3134 nucleotides long. RefSeq names its product anoctamin-8-like. The record is from RefSeq and is a predicted model, not a curated record. The transcript has 20 exons. Lineage: Eukaryota; Metazoa; Xenacoelomorpha; Acoela; Convolutidae. Bases 332 to 2788 code for a protein of 818 amino acids.